This is a messenger RNA of Synchiropus splendidus (mandarinfish), 1797 nucleotides long. RefSeq names its product CASP8 and FADD-like apoptosis regulator. The transcript has 9 exons. Gene Ontology annotation, molecular function: cysteine-type endopeptidase activity; protein binding. The record is from RefSeq and is a predicted model, not a curated record. Lineage: Eukaryota; Metazoa; Chordata; Actinopteri; Syngnathiformes; Callionymidae. Gene Ontology annotation, biological process: negative regulation of extrinsic apoptotic signaling pathway via death domain receptors; proteolysis. The coding region runs from base 477 to 1535 and encodes 352 amino acids.
GCUGUUUUUAACAGAAAUAUUCAUGCGUUUGGGUCGUAUAGAUAUUCUGAGAGAUAGGUUUGGAAUCCACAGCGAUCAGAUAGAGAAGAGCCUCAUGAAUAGGACAACGUUACCAAAAUUCAGCAUGUGGCUUCACUAUUACUGUCGUUUUGAGCAGCCAUGUUGCCCCAACAUCUCUUCGGAACCUCCAGCUCCCUCUUCCACUUUACAGCAAAGGACUGUGGUGUCUCUUAGUGACAAAACAAAGACUUUUUUUUGCUGAUGCUUUGUGGACGUCUAUGAUGUUUGUUGUGUACCUUAAAUGUCUUUGAUAUGUGUCAGUGUCUUUGUUGUCUUGUGACAUGUUGACUCUCCCAAUUGUGGGACUAACAAAGGCGUCUAAUCUAAUCUAACUGUCAGAACCAGGAACGUUCUAAUAGAUUUGUCUCAUAUCUAAGUAAACUUGUGGUCUACUGUUGCCCUCCUGCAGAGUCCUGAUGGAUAAUUUAAGUGAGGAUUUGGAUAAAGACGACCUGGACGAUCUUAUGUUCUUAUUUUCUGGGAAGUUUAGCCAGGACACCACCAAAAUGAAGAGUUUUCUCGAUAUAGUUAUUGCACUGGAGAAGCUGGAUGAAGUUUCACCCGAAAAUGUUGACUUGAUUGAAAAUUGUUUGGAAAACAUCGGCAGAAUCGACCUGGCAAUGAGAGUGAGGAAUUACAAGCGCAAUGUCAAUCGAUCUGACCUGUGUGCAGCUCACCAGAAAACCCACGUCACGAGUCCAAAACCUGAGAGCUCUGUGCAACAACGGAGGUGUGAGACAUUCCAAACCAGUGCAACAAACAACGUGCAAGCCUUCGUCUCAAGGAAAAGUUGCAGACAGAGUCCACUGGAUGGGUAUAGUUUUCAGAGUAACCCCAGAGGAGUCUGCCUAAUAAUAGACUGUGUGGGUUAUGAUGGAGAAAUGCUGGAGCACACGUUUACGUCCCUCCAAUUUAAGGUUGAACUUCACAAAUGGCUGACAGCGGAAGAAGCACUUUCAACUCUUGAGAGAUUCAGAGGCAAAGCAAACCUUGUUGGUGACAGCUUUGUCUGCUGCAUCAUCAGCCGCGGCACUGCGGUCCGCCUCCUCACGACUGAAGGCUGCAAAACUGAUUUGAGUCUGAACAAGGUCAAACAUCACUUCUCUGUGUGCCCGGUAAUGACUGGCAAGCCGAAGAUGUUCUUCAUCCAGAGGUACAGUGCCUCAGAGUCGGAGUCCUCAAGGGAACCGCAGUGGGAUGAUGAUGAACUGGAAAUGGAUGGACCGUCAAUACCACAAGACAUGUUCUGGAGUCACUGCUGGACCAAUGAGGAGCAACUGAAGGGAGGACGACAUUGCUCCAUCUACUUAAAGGAACUGACAAACGCCAUAAUGAAAGGCAACAAGAGGAGUGAGCAUCUCAUUGAUGUUCAUAAGGAGGUGACCAGGAUCAUCGCCUGUCACAAUUAUCGGAAUCCGAAAAAACAGUACCAUGUAGACUUCGAAGAGACUUUGACCAAAAAGCUCUACUUGUAGGAGCCGUGAGCUUUUCAGUGCAGCUCAACCCUGACGUUUAGUGGCGAGCUUUUGUCAAUACACAGAGCAGCUGUUUAGAAGAAUAAAAUAUGUAUUUAUUAGUUUUAUAGUUUAGGCAACGUUUACUGCAACAUUUUUUGUCCCAUUUUUAGGGCAGCUCAACAACUGUUUAAAUUUGAAGCUAUGUUUGCAUUUUACAUUUGGAGUCAGUUGUAGUUGUUUUUGUCCUGUAUUUGUUUAAAAGAAUGAACAUACUUGGAUU